AGGAUACUGACGAUUUGAAUGUUCUGAUGUAUUUACGAUUUGAAAAAGCAUUUGAUGUAAUGUAUGAUUGCCUAGAAAACUAUAACGCUAUACAAGAAGUUGAUAAAGUGGAGAAAAGACUCUAUGGCCAAACAGAACCACCAACUAGUAGAAGAAAUAUGUCAACAAUGAAAUUCAAAACAAAUUUUCGGAAAUUCACAAUCAAAAAUCUAUAUGAGGUCAUUAUUGAUUCUAAAACUCCAAAUGAAAUGGUUAUCAACAUAAAGCGGAAAAUACAUCAUAGUGAUCACAAAGAACCUUUCGCAAAAUAUUGUGCUGCUGUUUAUUACACUUAUAUGGUCACUGAUAAUUCUUCUUUAAAUAUGUUAUUGAAAUUAAUUGAAUAUUAUAUCAACGAAACCAAUGAUAUUAAAUUAAAAAAUAAAAUAUUGAUUCACUUGACUGAGUAA
Molecule: messenger RNA, 449 nt
Organism: Daktulosphaira vitifoliae (grape phylloxera)
Lineage: Eukaryota; Metazoa; Arthropoda; Insecta; Hemiptera; Phylloxeridae
Exons: 4
Coding region: 27-449 (140 amino acids)
Source: RefSeq, a predicted model, not a curated record